CCAUAAUUCAAAAUCCCCAGUUCCCAUCUAGCCCCCAAUUUGAAUCCAAACCAAAAUUACAAAAUUUGUACCCCAAAUUCGCCCCCGAAACGAUCCCCCAAAAAACAGCCGAAAACACACACCUAAAGACCAAUACCUGGCGCGUGAAAAGUCCAGAAGGAACCAGAACCCACGCGAUCGCAUCUGCCGCCACGUGUACGCCUGGGAUUCAUAGUCCGAGGACCCUGAUCCGCGUGCGCCGGCUCCACGCCAAUAGGAGCGCCCCACGAGCGAAUAUAAAUUGCGCGCCUUCAUGCCACGCCGCUGGGAAUCCCGCCACUUUGACAAGAUAAGCACAGCGAGAGAGAGAGAGGGUGAUCUGCCUCAUGGCGGCCGUGACUGAGGAAGCUGCACCGGCCGUCGUCGGCGAGGCGCCAGCGCCGGAGCCGGAGAAGGUGGCUGAAGUGAAGGAGGGAGAGACAAAGGUGGAGGAGGUUCAGAAGCCGCAGGAGGGCGAGCAGGGGACGAAGGCGGAUGAGGGCGAGCUGGGGAAGAAGGCGAGGAAGCCGCGCAGCAGGAAGCCCAAGUCCGCCGGGCCGCACCACCCGCCCUACUUUGAGAUGAUCAAGGAGGCGAUCCUGGCGCUGGAAGGCAACGGAAAGUCGGGGUCGAGCCCGUACGCGAUGGCCAAGUACAUAGGGGAGAAGCACCGCGACGAGCUCCCGGCCAACUACCGCAAGGUGCUGGCCGUGCAGCUGCGGAGCUUCGCCGCCAAGGGCAGGCUCGUCAAGGUCAAGGCCUCCUUCAAGCUCGCCGCGGCCGAGGAGGAGAAGGCCGCCCCCGCGGCCGUGGAGAAGGCGACGGCCAGGCGCAAGAGGACGCCGGCGCCCACCAAGAAGCCGGCUGUCGCCGCUUCGGCGCCGAAGGAGGCCAGGAAGGUGCGCGCGAAGCGGGCGAGGAAGGCGGCGCCGGCGCCGACGCAGCCGAAGCCGAAGCAGCCCAAGUCGAUCCGCACCGCCGUCUCCAAGAAGGCCAACAAGGCCAGGGCCUAACCACCGCCGCCGCCGCCGCCGCCGUGUCGGUUUGGUCUGUGUUGUGUAUAGCUAGUAGAAGUAGCACUCCAGUGGCAGUAGCGGUCGUCUCUGCCGGCUCGUUGGAGCGCUCUGCUCCGCCGGGUGAUGUAGUGGCAAUAAGCGCGCGCACUUAUAGUGACGUACUAGUGUAUAUUUGAGGAGGCUUAAUAAGAUCAUCUUGGUAGCUCA
Phragmites australis (common reed) is the source of this 1241-nucleotide messenger RNA. Its product is annotated as histone H1-like. The record is from RefSeq and is a predicted model, not a curated record. Gene Ontology annotation, biological process: nucleosome assembly; chromosome condensation; negative regulation of DNA recombination. Bases 366 to 1031 code for a protein of 221 amino acids. The transcript is spliced from 2 exons. Gene Ontology annotation, molecular function: nucleosomal DNA binding; double-stranded DNA binding; structural constituent of chromatin. Lineage: Eukaryota; Viridiplantae; Streptophyta; Magnoliopsida; Poales; Poaceae. Gene Ontology annotation, cellular component: nucleus; nucleosome.